Leguminivora glycinivorella is the source of this 3890-nucleotide messenger RNA. RefSeq names its product GATOR complex protein NPRL2-like. NCBI's taxonomy places the organism in Eukaryota, Metazoa, Arthropoda, Insecta, Lepidoptera, Tortricidae. The transcript has 9 exons. The coding region runs from base 273 to 1574 and encodes 433 amino acids. Gene Ontology annotation, cellular component: GATOR1 complex; vacuolar membrane. The record is from RefSeq and is a predicted model, not a curated record. Gene Ontology annotation, molecular function: GTPase activator activity. Gene Ontology annotation, biological process: negative regulation of TORC1 signaling; positive regulation of autophagy; cellular response to amino acid starvation.
UAGAUAUUUUUGUUAGAAUAAGCACGGUACGGAAAUGAAUUUCUAGGAAUCGUGUUACGACCAACGUGCCUUAUUCUCGAAACAAGCUAAAGACGGUUAUAUUCUCAUAAAUGGACAUUUGGUUCUCAGUGAUACACAUUAAUUUAAGCAAAAAAUACAAAAAAAGCUGUAAUCGCAUUACAAAUAUUCACUGUUAAGCAUCUUGAUCAACAAAUGGCAAAUUUGAAUGUACUUGUUUUGUAAAAGUCCCUGCUACAAUUAACUGUACGAAAAUGAUGGAAACUCGGUAUUAUGAAGGCUGCGGGCGCGAAGGCCCCAUACGAUGUAUCUUUUUGGGCGAGUUUCAUCCCAUAGCUGGCCCAAAAAUUGCUUGUCAGUUCCCGGAAGAUUAUAUAUCAAAGGAAGUAUUUGAUUCAAUAAGUGCCUACAUCAUUCCCAAGCCUCAGAUACAGAGAUGCACAAUGACAAUAAAUGCGCUGGGUCACAAAAUAGUGGGCUACCCCAUCCGGAUAGACAGCUCGCGGUACGAGCGGAACGCUUACCUCUUCAACCUGUGCUUCGUGUGCGACAGCUGGUCGAAGACUGUGCAGUAUGAACCCGUUGUCAAGAAACUUGGAGAGCAUUUGACUAUAAUGGAGGAAGAGACGCGUUUCGUGUCGAGCGGCGCCUCGCGGCUGCCCACGCUGCUGGCGCACCUGCUGCACGAUCUCAACACGCACCGAAAGUCUACGCUUGUCGAAGGCGACACGGUAAUGCACCUGAAGGUGGUGGAGGUGCGCGCGGACCCGGCGCCGGUGCACGACCACGACGUGCCGGUGCUGCUGGCGAGCGUGGGGCAGCCGCGGCCGGGCGCGCCGGGCCGCCGCGCGCCGCGCGUGACCGCGCGAGGCUCGCCCGCGCGCCGCGCGCAGGAGCACAUCGACAGCGACCUGCCCGUUGACGUCGACGUUAAUGACGACUGGGAUCUCACUACAAGACAGAUUUUACCGUACAUUACCGGUUACAAUCACGUGUCGAAGAUCGCGGCAGACACCAACGUGGAGAAGACUUUGGUCAAGUCUUGUAUUCAAAACCUUGUCUAUUACGGAGUGGUGACAUUGAUACCAGUGAUUAAAUUUACGAACAUGUACCGAGCUACUCCGAACCUCAGCCGCCUGUUUAGCGAUAAGGAAUUGCAGAAGUCAUGUCUGGCUUUCAUCACCAAAGGAUUGGAUAGCAAGGAAAAGCCGACGAUAUCCGACGUGCUGGAGAUGUUGUGCGCGCUGCAGCAGGGCACGACACUGCGCGCCGUGUGCGAGCGGCACGCGGCCGGCGCGCGCGCCUCCUUCGACGUGCGCCGCCUCGUGCUGUACGCGCAGCUGCACGGCCUCAUCAAGUGCCUGAAGAGGUUCCCAGUGUACAUCCGAACACCAAGCCGCGGCGUGGGGUUCCCGCGCGGUGAGGCACUCGGCAUCCGCCGCCUGUUCACCGGCCGGCACUGCGCCGACGAGAUCUGCUGUCUCGCGCGCAUCGACCUGCCCACUCUCGACCAAAUCAUCGAGGACGACCCCAACGUCGCCGUCAUUUGGAGAUAGACUACUUAUCGAGGCAAGAGACCUUCCGCUUAAGCUGUGCGGUACGGUCAAUUUAUUUCGUAGUAUAAUUUAGGGCCGAUUUAGACGGCGUUUGAACAUGUUUAAACUAUGCCUGGCGCUUUGACCUGCCCACUCUACCAACGUCGUUGUCAUUUGGAGAUAAACUACUUAUCAAGACAACACCUACUGUUGAAGCUGUGCGAUACUGCAAAAAAUAUAUAUUUUGCAGUAUGAUUUAGGGCCCAUCUAGACGGUCCGUGAACUUGCAUGCAAUAUUUUUUUUUAAUUUUUUUUUUACAUUAUCCAUCGGAUAGUUUGAUAAUCUGUUAGCUUUAAUUUUCGGUUAAGGUUUCUUUUUUAUUAUUGUUAGAUUCCGUUUUAUAAUCGGUUCUAAACGAAGAUCAAGGCAGCAAGCUUGCUACUGCUUUUAGUGUUCCUUGAAGGAAAUGGAAUUUUAUUUAAGUUUUUUUUUGUUAUUGCAUUAUAAAACAUGUUUAAUUGAACUUUUCAAACAAUUAUAUCUCAUUAAGAAGUAUUAUAGGGUAAUCUUAUUAUUCUAUGAGGGAGGCCACAGCAUGGCACGCUACUUGCCAGUCAGGAAUAAGAGCCAUCUGGAGGUGAUUAUUAACACGUGACUAUGACUACACUACGAAAUGUAUUUUCUAUAUAGUGCUGGUCACUAUUUCAUUUCAUGUUGCAGUACAUUCCCAAUGCCAACAUCUUUGCUGGAAUGGCGCUUAGAUAGGAUCUUCUUUAAAAAAAAAUAAUAGCCUUAUUAGAUAUUUUUGAAUGAAAAAUUUGUCCUCUUCGACUAGUAUUGAAUAAACCGCCUCGAUGGAAAUUACUAUAAAAAAAAAAUUGGUUACGUAAUAGACAGACGGAAAGCAUUAUACCAUUUUGGUGUGUAGGUAUGUACAUUAUUUCAGUGAAUUAGGGCUUUUACUAUAUUUUUUAUUAAUAGUGUGUAAAUGAGAUGGCAUUACUGAACCUAGUAAUGCGGUUCGACAAUAGUGUAUGUGUAGUUAUAAUUAGAUGUAAUUAAUUCGCCCAAUAGGACAGUUUCAGAAUAUAAAUUUAGUCUCCACAUUGAUACUACAUAGUAUAUUAUGCGAGUACUACGUACAAUAUAGGAUGGGUUUUUAAGUUAUUGUGUAUAAUAUGGUGAUGUGAUAUGUCUCGAAUUUAGAGCGAAAAUUGGUCGUAUAAUUCACGUGCGUCGAUUAAGUAUUAUAGAUUUUAAGGGAGGCUCUUUGUACUUUAGCAUUUUUCAAAAGGGUUCUUAAUUGAUGUUAUUCAUUUUAUUUCUGUGAACUGCUUACGUUAAUUUAUUUCAGUACAGCCGAGUUCAGUUACAUCUACAUCGUAACGCGGACAUAAUUCUAAACACGACUUUAAAUACUCUAUGUUCAUAAAAGCCUGUUCAGAUGUUAUUGUAAGUGUAACUGUGUCACAGAACCCGGACGAGGCACCAUGAAGCGUUUACAAAGAGCGCAUGGUCACCAGACAUGACAAAUUUAACUGCUUAAAUACCACGAGUUGAGCAGCGCUAUUGAUAGCAUCUUACACCAUUACAUAGUAUGACAGCCCCGGUUCAACCUUAUUAAAACUCAAUUUUUAUAAAUACGUAUUCCCAAAUUACACGAGUGCGGGUUGUGAACGUUUACAGUGGAUCGAGCGAUUGCGUUUCUUUACUAAAUCACUACGGAAUACCACGCAGGCAAGCAUGGUCGCACGAUAAAUGAUAAAACAUCAGGCCGCCCCUAUCGCACUAUUUGUAAGUGCGAUAGAGACGGCCAGAUGAUUUAUCAUUUAUCGCGCGAUUGAAUACAAUAUGUGUGGUGUGACUUUGAGUUGGCUUGUAUGCUCCUUCUAAUAGUUGAGGUGGUAUGUGAACUAUGUAGAUUUAACUGAACGCGACUGUAUAUAAGGCGUACUUAUACGACGUAUCCAUGUAGUAUUGAAGUUAUGAUUGUUAUGAAUAACUCUGUAACAGUAACAUUAAGUUCCUAAUAGCUGGUAACCAGAGGAUACCUAUUGCCUAUUUAUUAAACCUUAAAUCAUUUUCCAGUGAAUUAAAAUAUUAAUUUAUUUUAUUUAUCUUUUGAAAUAAUUUUAGGUUAUGUCUAUGUCUAAACAUGGUUCUUUAUUAUUUUAUAAAAGUGUAAAGUUCAAGCAAACAGUGAUUGUUUGAUGGUAUUACAACUGGUAUCGCUGGAUUGAAUGUACAUCAUAAGCACAUGUAUAAUAAGAGACAAAUGUUGCGCGAUACGUGUCACCAGAGACAUUUAUACUUUUUCAUUUAUUAAGAUAAAAUUU